AUGUCGGCGAGCAUCAAUCACGUGCCGCGGCGCUGCUACACGCAUCCUGGACACGUCUCGCUCCAGUGGGGCAGGGGCAUCUCCCACCUGCUGCUUGCGCUUCGCCGUCCGUCGAGACGGAAGCCUGGAGCCGACAAGUCUGCCAUGGCGGCUUCGCUGUUCUUCCCAUCCUCCGCCCCAGCCGCAUGUAUCUCCGACUCCCUCCCGCUAUUCCCCUCGCCGCCCGCAUGCCCCGCCAGUUCGUUUACUCCGCUCGGGCCAGACGCGGGGGAAGAGGUACAUAAGAGUAAAGUACAUGGGGCAGGCGGGUCGGAGUGGACGGUCCUCAGGAGAGGUGGCUUGCGCGACAAGAGGCUGCUGUGGACCUUCGCCCACGGCAUGGGCUCCGAGGCGCUCACCUGGGAGGCCAUCGAGGCCGCCGCGGUGGUCGGCACCGUGGAGCCGCAGGUGCCCGUGGUGACCCGGCCAGAGUUCUUCAGGUGCGCCCUCAAGACGGUCCACCUGGUCGCCGCCGAGCUCCGCGAGCGCUCGCGGGAGCUGGACCAGCGGAUCGCGGAGGAGCGCGCGGCCAUGAUGGGCACGGCGCCCGGCGCUCCGCUGGGUCCGGAUGGUCUGCCCAUCCCGCGCAGGCCUCCUGCGGCCUACGCGGGGCCGCGCGGGUCCAGCAGCAGAGAAGGCAGCGCAUCGUCGAGCGGCUCCGGCAGCGGCCGCUCUGGAUCGGGCAGUCGGUCGUCUUCGCGGGGUUCCCACUGGUCGCUGGCCUCUGGCCCUGGCGCUGCCGACUGCCACGCGCGGCGCGGCGGCGCAGGCACGGCGGGUGGCGCGGCCGCAGCCGCCACGGGGAGCGCAGCGGCGCAUGCGGCGGCCGCGCCUGGGGUCGGCAGGGCCAGGUGCGCCCCGCCGGCGGCUGACGGCGGCCCGCUCUGCGCCGCGCCCGCGGCCGCGCCGGAGCCGCGGCACGGGCUCGAGGAGCUUUUUCAUCCCGAGAUGACGCACAUGUGUGCCACGGCCUCUUCGCGGAUCGAUCGCCUGUACCUCAACCACCACGCCUCGGAGCAGAUCGACCGCGAGCUGCAAGCAGUGGCGCUGGAGUGGCAGCGCGACCUAUCGGCACAUCGCGUGCCGUCCUGGCUGCCCGGCGCGUCCCAGUCAGGAAGCGGUGCGGACGCCCCCGCUGCGGGCCUCCCGUUGGCCGACCAGGCGGAGGACGGGCUCGGGGUGGUCAUGCGGUGCAUCCGGGCGUCGGAGCAGGGGUCUCUCGCGGACACCUCGCAGUGCUUGCUGCGGCGCCCUCUCAUGUCCUCUUUGGCGGCGGACCCCUACGACCUGCAUGGCAACUCGACGACUUCCCCGCGUGCUCUCCGCGAGCACGCUGUGGAACUCGCCCAGGAGGCCGCGCCCCGUCUGCUGCGGGAGGCUCAGGGCGACGCUGGGGAAGGCGACGCCCUCCAGAUACGGCGGAAGAGGCAGCGAGGCACGCGAUUGCUGUACAAGCUGGCGCCUGGCCGCAGUUCUGGAGUUGGGGCCAUCAUCGACGAGCGCGGCAGCGUCGUGACAGGGGCGGCCGAUGUGGAGUGGGUGGCCGAGGACGCCGCCGACCAGGAACUCCAGGGCUCUCCGCAUGGGGCGGUGCACGAGCUCCAGCUCAGACCCUCGCUGCGCAAACACAUGGCGCGGGCCAGAGUUUGGGGGCGCCUCGGCCUGUUUUUCUUAUCCCUGCCAGCGUAG
Molecule: messenger RNA, 1728 nt
Organism: Prorocentrum cordatum
Lineage: Eukaryota; Dinophyceae; Prorocentrales; Prorocentraceae
Source: the annotation of a GenBank genome assembly